Molecule: messenger RNA, 825 nt
Organism: Drosophila kikkawai
Lineage: Eukaryota; Metazoa; Arthropoda; Insecta; Diptera; Drosophilidae
Biological process (GO): mitotic cell cycle; centriole replication
Cellular component (GO): centrosome; centriole
Molecular function (GO): calcium ion binding
Source: RefSeq, a predicted model, not a curated record
UCAUAUAUAGCACAGACACACCACACACACACACAUACUCCAAUUUGUGUUUUUGUGUUCAAUUUUCCUGAAUUACUUAUGGUGUUUUUAUUGGGUUUGCAUUACCCUCGCGCUUCCGCUUUUUUGCGAUGUCAUUUAACCUGGACAAGACCCAGAUCGAAGAUCUGGAGGAGGCCUUCAAGAUGCACGAUCUGGAUGGCAAUGGCACCAUCUCACCGCAUGAGAUGCGUCUAGUUUUAAUUUCCGUGGGUCACGAGAACACGGAAUCAGAACUAUACGAUCUCAUUAGUACGGUGGGUCUCGAAAGGAAUGCGAAUAUAAAUUUGCCAGAGUUCAUGCAAAUGAUGGCGCCCCGACUGGCCACAGUGGACAGUGACGAGAAACUGACCAAGACCUUUCAGCUCUUCGAUCGCGACGGUGAUGGCUAUGUGACCAAUAUGGAUGUGCGUGCCUUAAUGGUUAUGAUGGGCGUGGUUGUGAACGAUGCGGAUCUCAGGGAUAUAUGCAGUGAGGUCGAUAUGGACCACGAUGGCCGCAUAAGUCUGCGUGACUUUUUGAACUUCAUGCGUAGCCCCCUAUAAGCUAGGCUGGCAGUAAAAAUUGAAAAUUUGCCUGCAGGAAAAAAUAAAUGCUUACAACAAGCAACCACAACUGCACACAGCGAAAACAUUUAGUUAUUAUUUUCACAACAAGCGGACACUGUGAAAAAAUGUAUCCUCAACUUGAAACAUGUGUGUUUAUAACAUAUUUUGGCAAGACAUAAAAACUGUCACUAGUUGAUAGACGAUGGACAUAAUUAAAAGAAUUUGACUAUGAUAAAGACUA